ACUGCUAUUAUCCCUUUUUCACUUUUUAUACACAGAAUUUCAUGUUUUGUACAGUCCUCUAGAAGAAACAAUAGCUCCUCCUGCCUCGAAGACAAAAAAAAGUUUUAGAAGAAUACUUGGUGGCCUCUUGGCGAGAAAAGUGGGCAGAGUGGAGGUUAUGGAGCAUAUCUUAUCCAUAAUAAGCCACAUGUCCUCCCUUCAUUUGACAGCAAGAUCCUAUUUUUAUCUUCAAUCAACACCGGAAAAUCUGAUGUCCACCACAACUUUGGUUCCUUCAAAUUGGCCCACAAAAGAAGACUUUGGUGGCUUAGGCUCGUCCAUCACUUGCCACCUCCUCUCCCACUCUUUCAAUCUUUCUGCAGAGCCUAUUCAACCCAUUCUCAUACAUUAAAAACAAAACCAAAAAAAAGAAUGGCAGCGCAGGCUCUCAUCUCUUCACCAUCCGCAAGACAGAUUGUUGGUGGAGGGCAUAUCCAGAGAACCCCCAACAGGAAGUUUUCCUCUUGUGUCAGGGCUGCUUCUACUCCUCCUGUUAAGCAAGGUGCAGAUAGGCAGCUCUGGUUUGCAUCCAGGCAGAGUCUGAGCUACUUGGAUGGCAGCCUCCCCGGAGACUAUGGGUUUGACCCACUGGGACUCUCAGACCCUGAAGGUCAAGGGGGUUUCAUGGAGCCAAAAUGGCUAGCAUAUGGAGAGGUCAUCAACGGUCGCUAUGCCAUGUUAGGGGCAGCAGGGGCCAUAGCACCAGAAAUUCUGGGGAAGGCCGGUCUUAUCCCAUCUGAAACCGCCCUCCCAUGGUUCCAAUCCGGAGUCAUCCCACCUGUAGGAGCAUACAACUACUGGGCUGAUCCGUACACGCUGUUCGUGUUUGAAUUGGCCCUGAUGGGGUUCGCGGAGCACAGGAGAUACCAAGACUGGGCGAACCCCGGGUCUAUGGGAAAACAGUACUUCUUGGGGUUGGAGAAGGGGCUGGGAGGGUCGGGCGACCCGGCCUACCCUGGUGGCCCCAUCUUCAACCCACUGGGGUUUGGGAAAGAUGUGAAGUCUAUGAAGGAGUUGAAGGUGAAGGAGAUCAAGAAUGGGAGGCUGGCCAUGUUGGCUGUCUUGGGCUACUUCAUCCAGGCUAUGGUCACUGGAGUUGGACCUUUCCAGAACCUUCUGGAUCAUUUGGCUGAUCCUGUCAACAAUAACCUCUUCACCAACCUCAAAUUACACUGAACUUAAUUGAUAAUUAGUACUCAGAUCAUCAUGUGUAUAUGGUUAGUUGUGUGACUUUGAAUACCCCUUUAUUCCUCUCCCGGUUCUUGUUGGAGCUUUCUGUAUCAGUCUUUUAUUGGACAAAAAAAAGAUGAUAAGCGAGUUUUGGAAUACAAAAUGAUACCCCUCCGUCCCAUAAAGGUUUUCCUAUUAU
Cuscuta campestris is the source of this 1408-nucleotide messenger RNA. NCBI's taxonomy places the organism in Eukaryota, Viridiplantae, Streptophyta, Magnoliopsida, Solanales, Convolvulaceae. The record is from the annotation of a GenBank genome assembly.